AUGUCAUCUCAUAGCAGUUCACCAGAUACAACAACAAUACCUGAACAAAAUACAACUUCAAAUGAAACAGGAUCUGGCAAGCAAGGUAGGAAAAAGACAAAGUCAUCUGUUUUAUCAGAUGAGCAAAAGAAAGCCCAUCAUAUUGCUUCAGAACAGAAAAGGAGGGAGAAUAUCCGUGCAGAAUUCGAUAAAAUAGUAUCGUUAACUCCUAAUCUAAAUGAGCUGGAAAAUCGGUCGGAAUUAAAUAUAUUAACCAAAAGUGCCGACUAUAUUGAUUAUUUGAGAGAUGAGAACAUUAAAUUGAUUGAAGCAUGUCGUCAGAAAGGUAUAAGCAUACCACCUAAUUUGAUAUAUUCAGGACCAAAGAACGAUGGAAGCGAUAUCGCAAAAUAA
This is a messenger RNA of Candida dubliniensis CD36, 393 nucleotides long. RefSeq names its product Ino4p (gene INO4). The record is from RefSeq and is a predicted model, not a curated record. Bases 1 to 393 code for a protein of 130 amino acids. Gene Ontology annotation, cellular component: RNA polymerase II transcription regulator complex. Gene Ontology annotation, molecular function: protein dimerization activity; DNA-binding transcription factor activity. Gene Ontology annotation, biological process: positive regulation of transcription by RNA polymerase II. The transcript has 2 exons. NCBI's taxonomy places the organism in Eukaryota, Fungi, Ascomycota, Pichiomycetes, Serinales, Debaryomycetaceae.